AUGUCACAUCUUUUGCUCCUCGGCCGCAAGGACUUUCCCCUACUACACAACGACACGAUUUCUUUCGCUAUCUCCGCACAGUCCUUCCUUCUCGCACGAACACACGUUGCAAUGUUCCCUGCUACAUCUCCACUGCCUCGCAACUACUCGUUCACGGCGCAGGAAACAACUCAUUUGCGUAUGAAUGCCCGCGAAAACUCUCGACACACCACCGAACCAUCAUCCGCUGCUACUUCUACGACCUUCAUGGCCCGCCUACAUGACCUAUGGACGGGUCAUGCAUUGCCGCCUAUUGUUGAUGUUCUCGCGCAGGGCAAAGAGCGCAAUGUUGCAGCGGGUGCUCCUCCCAAAAAUAAAGACUGGAUACCUGAUGAAGACCAUGUUCCUUCACGUCCUGCUUCACCGAAUCCUAAUUCACAACAACCGCCUGCAGCGCAAAUCAACGCUGGAGAGCAUGGGAGCGACCGGUUAUGCGGCUGCUUCUAA
Molecule: messenger RNA, 486 nt
Organism: Suillus plorans
Lineage: Eukaryota; Fungi; Basidiomycota; Agaricomycetes; Boletales; Suillaceae
Exons: 4
Coding region: 1-486 (161 amino acids)
Source: RefSeq, a predicted model, not a curated record